Messenger RNA from Homarus americanus (American lobster), 1741 nucleotides. RefSeq names its product organic cation transporter protein-like. The record is from RefSeq and is a predicted model, not a curated record. Bases 44 to 1654 code for a protein of 536 amino acids. Lineage: Eukaryota; Metazoa; Arthropoda; Malacostraca; Decapoda; Nephropidae. The transcript is spliced from 13 exons. Gene Ontology annotation, molecular function: transmembrane transporter activity. Gene Ontology annotation, cellular component: membrane. Gene Ontology annotation, biological process: transmembrane transport.
UCAUCGACGUGAGUCCAGCGUGUACAGCCACAGGUACAUCAUCAUGGCUAAUCAACUGGACCACCUGCUCACCCACUUGGGUACCGGGAAGUGGAAUCUUCUCAAUAUUAUAGCUCUGGCUUACAGCAGCCACAUCUGCGUUCCACACAGUCUGGGAGCGGCAUUCCUGGCUCCCAAGGUGAACUUUACUUGCCACCAUUCACAUCUUACUGAUGACUCUCCUCUUCGGCUUUACAAUGCGGAAGCUAAUGCCACAAUUCCCACCUUCCAGGUAGAACAGUGUAGCUACUCAUACCUGAACACAACCACUGGCCUAACGGGCUUUGAGAAGUGUUCUGACUGGGACUUUGACAACUCCACCUUUGUCUCCACUGUUACGUCUGAGUUUCAGUUGGUGUGUGAACGGGAGUACCUACGGUCCACCUACCAGAGCAUCUACAUGAUUGGAGUGUUUGUUGGCGCUCCAGUGAGCGGCAUCUUCAUUGAUAAGCACGGUCGCAAGACUAUGUUGGUGGUGAGUUCCUUCACAUACAUGGUACUGGCCUUGGGUUCAAGCUGGCUGCCUAGCCUCUCACUGCUGAUGUUAUCCCGCUUCCUGCUUGGCGUUUUCCAUCUAAUCGUCGGUUCUGCCGGCUACAUCCUAGGAGUGGAGAUAGCAGAGCCACGCAUAAGAAACAUUGUAGGCUGUGGAUUCUUCGAGUUUUGGGCACUCGGCAUUAUGGGAUGGGGUGGCUUGGCUUACCUUUUGAGGGAGUGGCGUGUUCUGCAGCAAGUGGCUUCCUUAUCUGGUCUCCUUUUUCUGCCAACACUCUGGUUCAUAGAUGAGUCUCCACGCUGGCUGAUAGUGAAGGGCUAUCAUAACCGGGCCAUCAAGAUAUUGAAGAAGGCGGCACGCUGGAACAAGGUUGACUUUCCUUCUGAAUUUGAAGUUAAUCGGUUUAUUACCGAGGAGGAUCAGUGUGAUGAGAAGACGCAACCUGGAACGUCAGCACACGAAACCCUAUUCCAACGGUGCUUAAAUCAAGCUACAAUCCUUGUCAAGACACCUAGGUUACGAGCUAUCACACUCACCCUAAACGCAGUCUACAUGUUAGCAUCCAUGGUGUAUUACGGACUAUCUCUCAGUGGUGGCAUUCUGAGUGACGACCCAUUUGUGUUUAUGACACUGUCGGGGUUGAUGGAGGUCCCCAGCUACAUGGUCAUCAUACCUUUAGUGGCUCGCUUUGGUCGACGCUUUCCAGCUGUCUGUAGCUUUCUGCUUAGCGGCGCAGCACUCAUUGUACAGGCUGUAAUUCCUGCAGGUUAUAACUGGUUGGGGAUAACUUUGGCGAUGUUGGGCAAAGUAACAAUCACCGCAGCUUUCCAGACUGUUAUCUUCUACUCCAGUGAGCUCUUUCCUACAGAGGUCAGGAGCCGAGGUUUAGGAACAUGUUUCAUGAUGUCUCGGAUUGGUUCCAUUAUUUCUCCUUUUAUUAUGGAUUUUGUGGGGAAGACUUAUUCAUGGGCGCCAUUGGUUGUGUUCGGGGCCGGAUCUGUGAUGGCUGGCUUGUUGACACUGAUGUUAAGAGAGACACUAGGUAACAACUCUCUCCCUGACACAAUCGCUCAGUUGGAACAGGCUACCAAAUCAACCUCAUCUAAAAAUUGGAUUUGACUUCCAACGCCGAAGAUACGACCCCAGAAUCCUGAGCCAAACAGUGUUAGAUAUAGACUAUGUUAUGAGUUGGGGAUUUAGAAUAUA